Hypomesus transpacificus is the source of this 549-nucleotide messenger RNA. RefSeq names its product sarcolipin. Gene Ontology annotation, molecular function: enzyme regulator activity. The record is from RefSeq and is a predicted model, not a curated record. Bases 85 to 180 code for a protein of 31 amino acids. The transcript has a single exon. NCBI's taxonomy places the organism in Eukaryota, Metazoa, Chordata, Actinopteri, Osmeriformes, Osmeridae. Gene Ontology annotation, cellular component: membrane.
AUCUCUCCAUUCAGGUCGAGAGACCUCUGAAUCCAGUCCACCCCUCCUUCUGUUCCUCCACCUCCUCCCCAUCCCUGAGUAGUAAUGGACCGUUCUGUGCAGGAUCUGUUUAUGAACUUCACCAUCGUGCUGAUCACUAUCCUGCUGAUGUGGCUGCUGGUCAAGACCUACCAGGACUGAACCAUCAUUUUAAAAGCAAGGGGGGGGGGGGGGGGGGGGGGGGGGGGCGAUAAGAUGGAGAAAAAAGUGUACUGUUUAAUCACGCAUUUGGGUAGGGCAUGUGGUGUCAGUGUGUUGUACUACCACCAGGGGGUGCUAUGGUGUUUGUACAAGCACAGAGCUGCAAACACGCUGUCAUCUAGCCUACACUUCCUGAAGCCUUGAUUAGGCUUUCAGAUCCAUGUGUUUUUGUUGUGACGUCACAUGUCGUAUUGAAGUGCUGUUGGACGUUUGUUGUUUCAUGAUAGAAGCUUGAUCAAAAGUCAUUACAAAACUCUGGUAGAGUGAUAAAGAAAACACAUUUCAUAAUAAAACAAGAGUUUUAGUGCA